CAGAUAACCUGUUUUGUUAUGGAUGAUCUCUGAUGAUAAUCUGCAAAGGAUCGUGUUUUUUUUAGUAUCAAGUUAAUUUUCCUCAACAUACUCUAGAUUCUCCCUCAGAAGAACCUUCCUUCCUUUGUCAGUUUUGAUUAGCAUCAGGAUUUUGGGAAAUGCAUGUUGUUUAAUGGUACUACAUGGAACAUUACCAAUAGCAACUCUCAAGUGUAUGAAACAACAGUGAAUUAUUGUACACAUAUUUAACAAAUUUAAACAACAAGUAAAAUUUAUUUUGAAUAUUAGAUUCAUACAUCAGCAGUGAAAUCUGGUUGUAGUCCUUCAAGAUAUUGUACUUAAUUCUUAACAGAUUUAUUUAGUAAUUAUUUGUAAACAAUUUUGUGUUAAGAGUUGUAAAUUGAACACAUUGUCAUUACAGAACAGGACAGGACAUAAGGCUAAAAUGAAUCCUGAACAUUCUUUAGAAUUUCCUUUGAAAAGUGAAACUGAAGGUACAUUAUCACUACCUUCCAUAAAUCAAGAAAACAGCAACUUGGCUGCCUUUAGUGGAACCAAUGAUGGAGACUUUUUGUCUCUGGAUUCAUUGAUGGACAUCAAAAUAGAGCCAGAGGAAUUCUGUGAGUCUAAAGAAGAUGAUGAAUAUUCAUAUGAAAUGAAUUCAAUAGUGAAUGAAAAACAUCCACAAACUUGCAAAAAGGAAGUAAAACAAGAAAGAAGGAUCUGUGACAAUGGAGAGAAGCCUUUCAUAUCCACUGACUGUGAGAAAACAUUUUACAAGAAAAUUAAUCUUACAAAUGAUAUCACAAAUCUUACCAGAGAGAAAUUCAUAUGCAAUGACUGUGGGAAAGCAUUUUCCCAUAAAUCAAAUCUUACAAGACAUAUGAGACUCCAUACCGGAGAGAAGCCAUUCAACUGCAAGGAAUGUGGGAAAGCAUUUUCCCAGAAACCAAAUCUUACAGGUCAUAUGAGAAUCCAUACGGGAGAGAAACCAUUCAUGUGCAAGGAAUGUGGGAAAACAUUUUCCCACAAACAACAUCUUACAAGUCAUAUGAGAAUCCACACUGGAGAGAAACCAUUCAUGUGCAAGGAAUGUGGGAAAACAUUUCCCAGGAAAGAUUAUCUUAAAAUUCAUAUGAGAAUCCACACUGGAGAGAAGCCAUUCAUGUGCAAGGAAUGUGAUAAAUCAUUUUCCCAGAAAUCAAUUUUUACAAGUCAUAUGAUAUUGCAUACUGGAGGGAAGCCAUAUCUGUGCGAGGAAUGUGGGAAACCAUUUUCCUUGAAAUGUAAUCUUAUAGUUCAUAUGAGAAUCCAUACUGGAGAGAAGACAUUCAUGUGCAAGGAAUGUGGGAAAGCAUUUUCCCAGAAACCAAAUCUUGCACGUCAUAUGAGAUUGCAUACUGGAGAGAAGCCAUUCAUGUGCAAGGAAUGUGAUAAAUCAUUUUCCCAGAAAUCAAGUCUUACAAGUCAUAUGAUAUUGCAUACUGGAGAGAAGCCAUUCAUGUGCAAGGAAUGUGGGAAAGCAUUUUCCCACAAAUCAAGUCUUACAAGUCAUAUGAGAAUCCAUACGGGAGAGAAACCAUUCAUGUGCAAGGAAUGUGUGAAAACAUUUUCCCACAAACAACAUCUUACAAGUCAUAUGAGAAUCCACAAUGGAGAGAAGCCAUUCAUGUGCAAGGAAUGUGGGAAAACAUUUCCCAGGAAAGAUUAUCUUAAAAUUCAUAUGAGAAUCCACACUGGAGAGAAGCCAUUCAUGUGCAAGGAAUGUGAUAAAUCAUUUUCCCAGAAAUCAAUUUUUACAAGUCAUAUGAUAUUGCAUACUGGAGAGAAGCCAUAUCUGUGCGAGGAAUGUGGGAAACCAUUUUCCUUGAAAUGUAAUCUUAUAGUUCAUAUGAGAAUCCAUACUGGAGAGAAGACAUUCAUGUGCAAGGAAUGUGGGAAAGCAUUUUCCCAGAAACCAAGUCUUGCACGUCAUAUGAGAUUGCAUACUGGAGAGAAGCCAUUCAUGUGCAAGGAAUGUGAUAAAUCAUUUUCCCAGAAAUCAAGUCUUACAAGUCAUAUGAUAUUGCAUACUGGAGAGAAGCCAUUCAUGUGCAAGGAAUGUGGGAAAGCAUUUUCCUGCAAAUCAAGUCUUACAAGUCAUAUGAGAAUCCAUACUGGAGAGAAACCAUUCAUGUGCAAGGAAUGUGGGAAAGCAUUUUCUCACAAACCAUAUCUUACAAGUCAUAUGAGAAUCCACAUUGGAGAGAAGCCAUUCAUGUGCAAGGAAUGUGGGAAAGCAUUUUCUCACAAACCAUAUCUUACAAGUCAUAUGAGAAUCCACACUGGAGAGAAGCCAUUCAUGUGCAAGGAAUGUGGGAAAGCAUUUUCUCACAAACCAUAUCUUACAAGUCAUAUGAGAAUCCACACUGGAGAGAAGCCAUUCAUGUGCAAGGAAUGUGGGAAAGCAUUUUCUCACAAAUCAAGUCUUACAAGUCAUAUGAGGUUACAUACUGGAGGAAAAAGAAACAGCAUGAUAAAAUAAACCAGUUAAGGGCAUAAAUCUCUCAAAUGACCAACUAUAUGAAAGAUCAAAAUCACUCAAAAAAUCUGCUCAAGAAAAUAAGGAAGAUAAAGAAAAAUACAGAAUAGGGGAUGAACAAGUGAGUGGAAAAUUGGCACUAGUAAAGGCCCUAGUUUCACAAAUAAGAAACAAACAACAGAAGAUAAAAGUAACAGAUAAAUAGGCAAUUUGGUGAAAAUCCAAAGAUUGUGUAUAGGAAGAUGACAAAAGAAAUAGUUGAGGUACGAACACCACCAAGCAAGGAAGACCUAGAGAUUUUGGAAGCCACUGUUUGAAGACCCUAGACAACACCAAGAGAAUUCAUGGAUUGACACCAUUAGGCAGAACAGCCAGAAACAGCAAAUGCCACCAAUAAGCUUCAUCAUAGAAAAAGUAACAAAACUAAAAGAAUAUAGUCAUUUCAAGACCCCAGUAAUAGGCAAGAUCUCAAAUUUCUGGCUAAAAAAGAUCACAGCACUACACCACACUUAUAUGCAAGCCUUUUCAAGAAUAGUAAAAGGAGAAGAAUCAUCAGAGUGGUUCACAACAGGAAGCACCAACCUUCUCCCUAAAAGCUCCGAGACUGAGCUCCCUAACAAAUAUAAACAAUGUUUAGUUGUACUGACAGAUUUGUUAAUGUUUUGCACCCCAAAAUAAGUUGCACUUGAUGUUGAGAUAAUUAUUGUGAACUUGUCUGCAAAAUCUAUAGAAAAAAGGCAACAGCAGCCUAAGGGAUGAUAAAAAGAAAAACCAUAUUUAUAUUUUUAUGAUCUAGCUCAUGACCAUCAUCAUUGCUGUUACUCAAAGAAGAGAAGGAGAAUCUGAAGGAGGGUCUCACUUAAAAUGCAGAUGAAAGCUCUUCAUUUGCAGUCUUUAUUGGAAGUCAGGGCAGAGCCAGAGUGAAUUUGAUGCAAAAUGGUUGUGUAACCUUUAUGCAAAGGUAAAAUAAAUGACUUUUUUUCUUACAAUUGUUCUCAAUGAACACUGUACAGUGCUAGGUUAAGAAACUUUCCUUUGUCUUUUCCACUUUUUUUGUUCCUGAGUAUUUUUUGAAUGAUUU
Molecule: messenger RNA, 3602 nt
Organism: Macrobrachium nipponense
Lineage: Eukaryota; Metazoa; Arthropoda; Malacostraca; Decapoda; Palaemonidae
Product: zinc finger protein 260-like
Exons: 3
Coding region: 446-2524 (692 amino acids)
Biological process (GO): regulation of transcription by RNA polymerase II
Cellular component (GO): nucleus
Molecular function (GO): DNA-binding transcription factor activity, RNA polymerase II-specific
Source: RefSeq, a predicted model, not a curated record